AUGGCUGCUGCCGCUUCCGCACCCGAGGCCACUGGCCCGCGCACUCGCACCGAGAACCUAUUCGCAGGCAGCGAGGGCAUCUACCACCUCCCGCACCACGCGAAGGAAGUCGACCGGCUGCAGAGGCAGUCGGAGUUGAUCCUCUCUUCAACGCAAAAUGUGCUGAUCACGGCGCCCCUGAAGCCGGGCAAAGUCAAAGUUCUUGACUCCGGCGCUUCCGAUGGCUCCUGGCUCCUGGACGUCGCCCGUCUCUACCCCAAUCACGACUGGUCGCUCCACGGCGUAGACAUCGGCUCCGCUCUCUUCCCGCCCAAGACCGGCCGUUACGCAGCCCUCGACCUGCGCGAGUUCAACAUCAAAUCAGCCACCCCACCGGAACCGUCAUGGGCCAACAGCUUCGACCUCGUCCACCAGCGCCUGCUGGUCUGGGGCCUGCAAAAGGACGAGUGGCUCCCCGUGGUCAAGAACCACUUCCACCUCGUCAAGCCUGGCGGUUGGAUCCAACUCGCUGAAGUGCAAUGGGUACCUCGCGGCGCAGACUAUGACGCGCUGCCGCCGAUCCUGAAAAGAAUUACCGCCUUUCAACAAUGGACGACGGAGUUCUUCGGUAUGGACGUUGACGCGGCGUAUCGUCUGGAAGAUUGGAUCAAAGAGGCUGGGUUUGUGAACGUGCAGAAGACGUCGUUUACAUUGGGGUAUGGUGCUGCGGCGCGUGAGGAGGCGUGGCAAAAGCCGUCGGCGGAGAUGUGGCUGGAGACGUUUGGGGGGUUGCGGAGUAAGGUGCCGGAGGGGGGGAUUCCGGGGCUGUUGGACAGUGUGGAUGAGUUUGACAAGUUCUUGGAGGAGAUUGUGGCGGGGGUGUUGGAGUAUGGGUAUCGGCCGACGCUGAACUUUGUUAUUGGGCAGCGUCCGGAGUAG
Molecule: messenger RNA, 918 nt
Organism: Dichotomopilus funicola
Lineage: Eukaryota; Fungi; Ascomycota; Sordariomycetes; Sordariales; Chaetomiaceae
Exons: 2
Coding region: 1-918 (305 amino acids)
Source: RefSeq, a predicted model, not a curated record